Molecule: messenger RNA, 2007 nt
Organism: Fibroporia radiculosa
Lineage: Eukaryota; Fungi; Basidiomycota; Agaricomycetes; Polyporales; Fibroporiaceae
Exons: 11
Coding region: 1-2007 (668 amino acids)
Biological process (GO): DNA-templated transcription
Cellular component (GO): nucleus
Molecular function (GO): zinc ion binding; DNA binding
Source: RefSeq, a predicted model, not a curated record
AUGCGUCAAUGGCAGACCCUGAUUAGUGUCCCUCCACCAAUUGGCUACGCCCACCCCACGGAACCCCAAUGUUCAUAUGACCCGGUAGAGGGGUUGCCAAUCGCAUCCGACAUUGAGCCUCUCGAGAAGAUCAGAGCAUUAGAGGAACAGAUAGUGCACUUGAGAGGCCAGCUGAGCCAUCCACAUCGGUUCUCGUCUGGGUCUGCUUCACCUUCAAGUAAUCUCACAGGUUCAGCAGAACGAACCCCAGCCAACACACCGCCCGGAACGGGAGUCCCGUCUUCAUCUUCCCUCGAAGGCCGCGUGGACACGUCUUCUAUCAGUCCGCCUUCUCAAGGACGGGGUUCGAGUGGUAGCCCGGACGUGCCCCAACCGAGAAAUACGACAGAAUCACUCAUGGAUAUGUUUUUUUCCGGCUGGGAUCCAGAUCUACCACCUCCGGAUGUUCUCAAUCACUAUGUGGACGUGUUCUUCCGCUGUGAUCCUUGCGGAUCGCGCAUAUUGCACCGUCCGUCCUUCAUCACUUCCCUCCACCUACCUCCUUCCGAUCCCCAUUUCCCGCACUCCGCCAUACUACACGCAAUCUGUGCUUCCGCUUCGCGCUGGGCGUCAACAGACAUCAUGAUGCUCCCCGAUGGCAGUCGUCAGGACAAGUUUGCAGAGAUGCACGUAGGCAAGGCAAGGGAGUUCAUUGACAAAACUAUGGCGACCGGACAGGACAUCUUCCCAGUUCUACAAGCUUGCAUCUUGCUGUCAUGGUAUUUUUAUCAGGAGGGGCGAUGGGUCGAGAUUUGGAUAUUUUCCGGCUUCCAGACCCGAGUUGCCGUGCCGCUUCGUCUCAACUAUCCUGGCACAUUCUCGCCUCAAAGCUCGAAUGCACCCGGAGCAUAUCUUCCACCACCCAGAGACUUCAGGGACCUGGAAUCACGACGUAGAACGUGGUGGAUGGCCGUUUUAUUUGACCGUAUCGUCUCCGUGGGAGGCUGGCUACAUGGCGUCGACCAGCAAGACAUUGGGACCGAGUUCCCCGUCCGGGCCCUAGAUUUUGAAGCAGAUUCGAACAUUCCUAGCAAUCCGCAGGAUUUAUCGACGAACGGCGUCUUUACUCUGCAUGCACCAGAAUACACCGAUUCGUUCAUUUUGUUUUUGAAGUCAGUCAUGAUGUUUGGCACCGUCACAGACUUCAUAACCAGGUCCAACCUGCGCGCAACAGUACCUCCCUCCAAAACCCAGAAUCCGUUCCAUCUACAGGGCUUCCCCGGGCUGGACAAGCUGGUCUGCGUUGACUUCUUAGAAAGCUUCCCCCAGAUGUACAAGCAUCUGGGUUUGGGUGGUAGUGUUGGUGUACUAGACACCGAUCUUUACAUGGCACAUGUUGUUCCUCAUGCAGCUACCAUCACACUUCACAACACAUACAUCAACUUCCACGAUACACAAAGUGCAUCCACUGCGCGCUGUAUGAGUGCGACAAGAUCGAUCUUACAGGCUUGCUAUAAGCUUGCGGAAACGUCUCUCGAUAUAACACGACUGCAUCCGUUCAUCGUUAUCUGUUGGUAUUUGGCUGCCGCAGUUCAGGUCCAGCUAUGUAAGUAUUUUAUAGAAAUUGGGGACACUGCUAGAGAAGCAGCAGUGUGGGGAGAGAUAAACACGCUCCGUUUCGCAAUGUUGACAUACGGCACUCGCUCUCCCAUUGGCGUCCGUCAAGAGAAACUGCUGCAGGGUCUUAUGACAGAGAUCGUCUGCAUGACUUCACAGCGACAGCCACUCGACGUCGGAGUGCCCUUAUACCCUUUCUCCCAUGCAGGGCUGUUCUCCAAGGAAUCCACCUCUCGAGAGCCUAUCUGUGCGCCUCUCCCGGGUGCGCAUUCUUUCGAAGAGCCCAUGGUCGGGGCGUCACAGUCUGGUGUUCCCUGGCCACAGCGACAGCCGGCGCCAACUGGAUACCCUUCGCAGACGCAUCCGCGAACCGCGUCUGUUUCUAUGUCUGCGUAUGAUGGGAGGUUUUGA